This is a messenger RNA of Ixodes scapularis (black-legged tick), 2198 nucleotides long. RefSeq names its product CCR4-NOT transcription complex subunit 4 (gene Cnot4). Gene Ontology annotation, cellular component: CCR4-NOT complex. The record is from RefSeq and is a predicted model, not a curated record. The coding region runs from base 226 to 1851 and encodes 541 amino acids. Lineage: Eukaryota; Metazoa; Arthropoda; Arachnida; Ixodida; Ixodidae. Gene Ontology annotation, biological process: protein ubiquitination. The transcript has a single exon. Gene Ontology annotation, molecular function: RNA binding; ubiquitin-protein transferase activity; metal ion binding.
CAGUUUGAGCGAGAAACAUCGAACGCGUUAUCGCGGAUCGUGCUGCCACCUGGCACAGAAUUUUUUUUUGUUCAGUUUUCGACAGGCAUACGCGACGCAAGCGGAAGUCCGAGGUGUGUUCCUCAGUUGACAGGUGUCCGAAAAAAACACCAAUUUCCCAAACAUAUCGAGUAGUUGGAUCAAGCUGGUGGCCGUGUUACCCCCUCGAACGCUCCCCGGUCAAAGAUGUACACAGCGGAAGAUCAAAAUAUCGAAUGCCCGUUGUGCAUGGAACCCCUGGAAAUGGACGACAUCAACUUCUUUCCGUGCACUUGUGGGUACCAGAUUUGCCGAUUCUGCUGGCAUCGAAUUAGGACUGACGAAAACGGGCUGUGUCCCGCCUGCCGAAAGCAGUACCCCGAGGACCCGGCGGACUUCACUCCGGUGUCCGUCGAGGAACUGCACAGGAUCAAGAACGAGAAGCGACAGAAGGAUCAGCAGCGAAAGCAGAAGCUCUCCGAGAACCGCAAGCACUUGGCCAACGUUCGCGUUGUCCAGAAGAACCUAGUGUUCGUGGUCGGCCUGCCGCCGAGGCUCGCCGACGCGGACACGCUGAAAAAGCAGGACUGCUUCGGCAAGUACGGCAAGAUCCACAAGGUGGUGGUGAACCAGAGCACGUCGUACGCGGGACUGCAGGGCCCGUCCGCGAGCGCCUAUGUGACGUACUACCGGGCAGAAGACGCGCUCAGGGCCAUCCAGGCCGUGAGCAACGUCAAGGUGGACGGGAGGACGCUCAAGGCGUCCCUCGGCACCACCAAAUACUGCAACUACUUCCUGCGCGGGCAGCAGUGUCCCAAGACGGACUGCAUGUAUUUGCACGAGCUGGGCGACCAGGCGGCCAGCUUCACCAAGGAGGAGAUGCAACACGGCAAGCACCAGGACUACGAACGUAAGCUGCACGACCAGAUGUUGGGCUCGAAUAACAACGGGACGGCGGCGACGGCGACGCCGGCGGCCGUCGUGCCCGUGGCGGUUGCCGCUCCCGUGGUGGCCGCUACCGCGACCACGACCAAAAAGUCCGGCAAGCAGCGCAAGCCCGGGUUGGCGCCCCGGCACGCGCGGCAGGGCGAGCUCAAAGCCGCCGCUGAGGCAGCGGCCGCGGCGGCCGCCGCCGCGGCCGCGGCUUCGCCGCCGUCGGACAGCCGCAGCAGUCCUGAGGAGCAGUCUCUAACGCCACCUUCGCCCGAGGCGAAGCGGAGCGGCGCCGAGGACGACCCGGUCGACGACGACCCCAUCGUGGCGGGUGCGGCGCACGAAGACGAUCUGGGUUUCGACCCGUGGGAUGAGUGCUCCAAGGGCCUGGCAGACCUGCUCGAGAAGGAGGCCGUCGCGGCGCCUCCGCCGCCCUCGCUACCCCGAGUGAACGUGCCCGCAACUGCAUUACAUAGGCCCCCGUUUCUGCCGCGUUCAGUUCCGCCGUUUGAACCCCCGUUGCUACGUAGGGCCCCACCACCGCCGCCCGGUUUCCCGCCCUUCUACCUAUCCACCGCGCAGCAGCAGCAGCAGCAACCACAGAAACUGUGUCCGCUGGGCCAGCCACCGCACCAGCCACACCACCACCAGAACAGCAGCGGCCUCGCGGAACUGUACGCGUUGCGGGAGUCGCAGGAGACACUGCGCUCGCUCCUGCCCACUGUGAACAUAACCUUCGGGCCGCCACUGAUGCAGGGACCGCCGCCACCUCCAGUCAGGCCGUGGGCACACCACCUUGGCGCGUCGGGGGUGCCGGACAUGCCGUGGAUAGCGCAGGACCCGGCCAUCCUCACAGGGGGCAGCCUCUCAGAGGCAGGCAACAUGGCCUCGCGCUUCUAGGGUUCCCCCCUUUCUCCCGUUCCCGGUAUGCUCUCGCGACUUCACGCCAUCGAUUGGUUCCUAACCGACCGCUCAAAUUGGCGAGACAACUCGAUUAAGCUAAUCGCCCAUGAAUUACCUGCCCGAUGACCUAAAUUUUUAAAAGCUAAACGACUCGCGGAGCCAAGGAAUAAAGCAGUACAUAACGGUGAACGGAUUGCUCUCUUGCAUUUGGCAGCUUCUUCGAAGACCGAGCUUUGAGGACGUGUCUUUGCCGACCUUCGGCAGGAAAAUGCGGCCACUGGUGUCUAAACGCUCCCACAGUCGUUCUCUUAGCCCUAGUACAAAGUGAGGAAAGGCUUCGGUAA